AUAAAAGACUCUUCCGCGAACGGUCUCACUUAAAAUCCAUCUGACAAUUGCAGCAGCAAGUACAAGGAAAAAUCAAGCGCACUCAUAUAAAGUAUAUAUAAUUUAAUUUGUUGGUGAUUAAAAAAAAGAGGAGAAUACCUUCGAAAUUACAAGGAUACCAUAACUCAAAAUGCAGAUCUUUGUGAAGACCUUGACUGGCAAGACCAUUACUUUGGAGGUGGAGCCUUCCGAUACGAUUGAGAAUGUGAAGGCCAAGAUUCAGGACAAGGAGGGCAUUCCCCCAGAUCAGCAGCGACUGAUCUUUGCCGGCAAGCAGCUUGAGGAUGGCCGUACUCUUUCCGACUACAACAUUCAGAAAGAAUCCACCCUUCACUUGGUUCUCCGUCUCCGUGGUGGCAUGCAGAUCUUCGUGAAGACCCUGACUGGCAAGACCAUCACCCUUGAAGUUGAACCUUCUGAUACCAUUGAGAACGUGAAGGCUAAAAUUCAAGACAAGGAGGGAAUCCCCCCAGACCAGCAGCGUCAUUUCGCUGGUAAGCAACUGGAGGAUGGCCGUACCUUGUCGGACUACAACAUCCAGAAGGAGUCCACUCUGCACUUGGUGUUGCGUCUUCGUGGUGGCAUGCAAAUCUUCGUGAAGACCCUUACUGGCAAGACCAUAACACUGGAGGUUGAGCCUUCUGAUACUAUUGAGAACGUGAAGGCCAAGAUCCAGGACAAGGAAGGCAUUCCCCCAGAUCAGCAGCGUCUCAUUUUCGCUGGUAAGCAACUGGAGGAUGGCCGUACCUUGUCGGACUACAACAUUCAGAAAGAAUCCACCCUUCACUUGGUUCUCCGUCUUCGUGGUGGCAUGCAAAUCUUCGUGAAGACCCUGACUGGCAAGACCAUCACCCUUGAAGUUGAGCCUUCUGAUACCAUUGAGAACGUGAAGGCCAAGAUCCAGGACAAGGAAGGCAUUCCCCCAGAUCAGCAACGUCUCAUUUUCGCUGGUAAGCAACUGGAGGAUGGCCGUACGUUGUCUGACUACAACAUCCAGAAGGAGUCCACUCUGCACUUGGUGUUGCGUCUUCGUGGUGGCAUGCAAAUCUUCGUGAAGACCUUGACCGGUAAAACCAUCACUCUGGAGGUUGAACCUUCUGAUACCAUUGAGAACGUGAAGGCUAAAAUUCAAGACAAGGAGGGAAUCCCCCCAGACCAGCAGCGUCUCAUCUUCGCCGGAAAGCAACUGGAGGAUGGCCGUACCUUGUCGGACUACAACAUCCAGAAGGAGUCCACUCUGCACUUGGUGUUGCGUCUUCGUGGUGGCAUGCAAAUCUUCGUGAAGACCCUUACUGGCAAGACCAUAACACUGGAGGUUGAGCCUUCUGAUACUAUUGAGAACGUGAAGGCCAAGAUCCAGGACAAGGAAGGCAUUCCCCCAGAUCAGCAGCGUCUUAUUUUCGCUGGUAAGCAACUGGAGGAUGGCCGUACCUUGUCGGACUACAACAUCCAGAAGGAGUCCACUCUGCACUUGGUGUUGCGUCUUCGUGGUGGCAUGCAAAUCUUCGUGAAGACCCUUACUGGCAAGACCAUAACACUGGAGGUUGAGCCUUCUGAUACUAUUGAGAACGUGAAGGCCAAGAUCCAGGACAAGGAAGGCAUUCCCCCAGAUCAGCAGCGUCUUGAUCUUCCUGGCAAGCAACUGGAGGAUGGCCGUACUCUUGUCGACUACAACAUCCAGAAGGAGUCCACUCUGCACUUGGUGUUGCGUCUUCGUGGUGGCAUGCAAAUCUUCGUGAAGACCCUUACUGGCAAGACCAUAACACUGGAGGUUGAGCCUUCUGAUACUAUUGAGAACGUGAAGGCCAAGAUCCAGGACAAGGAAGGCAUUCCCCCAGAUCAGCAGCGUCUUAUUUUCGCUGGUAAGCAACUGGAGGAUGGCCGUACCUUGUCGGACUACAACAUCCAGAAGGAGUCCACUCUGCACUUGGUGUUGCGUCUUCGUGGUGGCAUGCAAAUCUUCGUGAAGACCUUGACCGGAAAAACCAUCACCUUGGAAGUCGAACCCUCUGAUACCAUUGAAAAUGUAAAGGCUAAGAUUCAGGACAAGGAAGGCAUUCCCCCAGACCAGCAGCGUUUGAUAUUCGCCGGCAAACAAUUGGAGGAUGGCCGUACGUUGUCGGACUACAACAUCCAGAAGGAGUCCACUCUGCACUUGGUGUUGCGUCUUCGUGGUGGCAUGCAAAUCUUCGUGAAGACCCUGACUGGCAAGACCAUCACCCUUGAAGUUGAGCCUUCUGAUACCAUUGAGAACGUGAAGGCCAAGAUCCAGGACAAGGAAGGCAUUCCCCCAGACCAGCAGCGUUUGAUCUUCGCCGGAAAGCAGCUUGAAGAUGGCCGUACUCUUUCGGAUUACAACAUCCAGAAGGAGUCUACCCUUCACUUGGUUCUUCGUCUGCGAGGCGGUAUGCAAAUCUUCGUGAAGACCCUGACUGGCAAGACCAUUACACUGGAGGUUGAGCCUUCUGAUACUAUUGAGAAUGUGAAGGCCAAGAUUCAGGACAAGGAGGGCAUUCCCCCAGAUCAGCAGCGAUUGAUUUUUGCCGGCAAACAGCUUGAGGAUGGACGAACCCUAUCCGAUUACAACAUACAGAAGGAAUCGACCCUUCACUUGGUGCUCCGUCUACGCGGAGGAAUCCAGGCUUAAACUGAACACAUUUCCAAAUAAACACAAUUCUUAGCACCGACA
Messenger RNA from Drosophila gunungcola (fruit fly), 2728 nucleotides. RefSeq names its product polyubiquitin. The record is from RefSeq and is a predicted model, not a curated record. Gene Ontology annotation, cellular component: cytoplasm; nucleus. Gene Ontology annotation, molecular function: ubiquitin protein ligase binding; protein tag activity. Gene Ontology annotation, biological process: protein ubiquitination; modification-dependent protein catabolic process. NCBI's taxonomy places the organism in Eukaryota, Metazoa, Arthropoda, Insecta, Diptera, Drosophilidae.